AAGGUGAACGCGAACAGACUUUAGUAGAGUGAGAGGCUCAUUCAAUGGAAACCUCGUGUUUCUCUACAAGAGGUUUAGUUGGUGCUCUGUUGCUUGCAUUAUCUUCUGUGGCUCAAGAGAUUUCCCAUUCUCCUGAGAGCACAACCAUCUUUCUAAACCAAUCAGCAGUUUUUACAUGUAUGACAAGAGGUGGUGUCACUCUGUGGAGAGUCAAUGGAACACAGCGAGAGCUCCUUUUGCCUAUACUUCGUGAUCUGGUUGUCUCAGAGACUACGUCUGAAGGUGUUGUGAUGCAGACUCUGACCAUUCCAGCCAGAGCCCAGUACAAUGGAACUAGAGUUCAGUGUGUCUCAGCUAUAGUUGGUGUCUCCUUAGUGGAGAGUGACAACGUUACAUUGACCAUUCAAGGUCAACUGUCCGCAGUAGCUGGUCUAAGUGCCGUCAGCAAUGCCAACUCAGUGAUCAUCUCAUGGAGUGCUCCAUUCUCUCUGGAUGUGACUGGGGUUGAUCCUGAUAUCUGGUACUCUGUCCUCAUCUACAAUGUGACAGAUGAGAACAACCCAACAGCCAUCCUCUGUACUGACUGUAUCAAUAUCACUGAGACACACUACACCUUCACUCCUGACUACCUCAGUCCUUGUCAUGUGUACAACCUCUCUGUCAUCCCCCUCAAUGGAGCUGGCCAGGGAGAGAGCAGUCCCAGCAUUACUAUCACCAUUGGAAAGCCUACUUUCAUCAGAACGCACAUCAAAGCUCUUUGUGAUGAUGAUGUUGCAGUUACUUAUGAACACAGAGAGAUGGUAGAUGAAUACAUUCUUCAUGGAGUGUCUGAUAUGGACCUACAAAAUAUCUCUUUGUCCUCCAACCAUCGAGUUUCAACAUACACACUCUCUGCAAACAAAAACUUUAACAUAUUCUUUGAAGUGUUCACAGCUGCUGGACCUGUGAAUGUAUCUCAUGUUACCUUCACAACCUAUGAUGUCCAGAGUCUGUCAGUGGAAGAGGAAGAAGGAGGAGUGUUAGUGAGAGGGGAGUUCAUGAGUGGGUCACGAGCUACAGGAUGUCUGGUGGUCCUCCAGGGACCUCCCUCCUGUCCUGACAUAUUCAGAGCUCUCCCGAGGAGCCAGUCUCAGGACACUGUCUCCACCACUGUACCUGUCCCUCCCUCCACUUACACUGUGUAUGGAUAUGACCUUGAGGAGAAUGGACUGCCCAACACCAUGCCUGCUAUCCUUCUAGAGAACCAGAUAUUGAUAAACUCAGAUGCUGACAAAGUUAAACCUUCCUUCUAUUUGAAGAGUGCCAGCAUAUCCCAAAGAGGAUCAACUGUAGUGAUAGACUGUGAAUUCUCAGAGGUCUAUCCCGAGGCCUCAUGUGUCCUGGUGUACAGAGAGUAUGGCAGUCCUCUCCUGACAGUGGUGGACAUCCCCCAACUCUUUGAUUUCCCUGUCUCUAUCACUGUGGACAGCCCUGAGAACUAUACCGUUGCACUGUUUGGGAAGAAUGGUGCAACUGGUUUGGAUGAAGAGCCACUGGUGUAUACUAAAUUCAGUGGCUCAGCUACAGAUGAAACAGACAGAGGGAAAGAAGAAGGAAAUCACAACUCACAAGGACCAGUUGUUGCCAUAUCCAUUGGCACAGUAUUGGUGUGUGUUCUAGUAUGUGGCUCAGCAGUGGUAGUCCUGGUGAUGGUCAGACGGUAUCAUAACCACAGCAAGUCCACACAUGCGCUUGAUGCAGGUAAAUGAUGUUUGUGUUGUGAAUGCAUCAACCAAGAAAAUCUACAUGCCAAACCUACUUCAGUGCUUUUCAUUGGUAAAGGUUCUUACUUCCUAGUUGUGUGUGUGUCUCUUGCAGCAGGUCUCCAGACCAGAAAUGUGGUGUAUGAUGAAGUAGCUCUCUCCCCAACCACCACCCCAUCCUCUGUCAUUCCAACUGAACCCAACACAGCCUAUGUCACCACCACAAUACCAACUGACCAGAAUGUGGCUUAUGCUGUGCAUUCAUUGUCAUAAUGUGUGUUAUUUCCAUGUGUGUUUUGGUAUCCCUAACAUCAUUAGAUUUAUACAUGUAUUGAGAAGGGAAUUUAUAGCCCUGAGUAAGCAGUUUAUAAUGAACCGUGUCAUGUAGUAUGUAUUCAUUGCAUUGUUGCUGACACUGUGCACAUAGCUACUACACUGGGUUAUAAUUUUUAUAUAAUAUAGAUGGCCCACAGUUUUCACACACUGUAGUGCGAUAAUAUAGUUAAAAUGCGCAUGCUGCAAUCA
Geodia barretti is the source of this 2267-nucleotide messenger RNA. Lineage: Eukaryota; Metazoa; Porifera; Demospongiae; Tetractinellida; Geodiidae. The record is from the annotation of a GenBank genome assembly.